Molecule: messenger RNA, 3787 nt
Organism: Eleginops maclovinus (Patagonian blennie)
Lineage: Eukaryota; Metazoa; Chordata; Actinopteri; Perciformes; Eleginopidae
Product: prenylcysteine oxidase-like
Exons: 7
Coding region: 229-1734 (501 amino acids)
Biological process (GO): prenylcysteine catabolic process; prenylated protein catabolic process
Molecular function (GO): prenylcysteine oxidase activity
Source: RefSeq, a predicted model, not a curated record
AUGGAUCUGCAUCGUCAUGACAAUGAUAAAGCCAUCUUUUGUGGAGCAUCACAGUUAAAGCUUAUUCAUUCACAGAGACUAACCGAAAUGUACAGUCUCUUAUUCUUAACAAACUAUUGGUGUAUAAGGAAAAACAAAACAUAUUAGGAGCUAACGUUGACCCUGAUGUUUUAACGGUCGCUGUUCCGUAUCCACUACACUCCUGGGUAUCUCAGCUCCGCAGCCGCUAUGGACGGCCCUCUGCUCCCGCUGAUCAUCGUCCUGCUGUCCGCAUGCUCGGCUGUCGGAGACCCGGCCGGAUCCGAUCAUGUGGACGGAGCGCCGCCUUCUAAAAUAGCGGUGGUCGGGGCGGGGAUAGGUGGCAGUGCCACAGCACAUUUUCUGCGGCAGCACUUUGGCCCUGAGGUCCAGGUGGACGUGUUCGAGAAGGGAGAGGUUGGAGGUCGUCUCGCCACUGUAACCGUCAAUAACAACGACUAUGAGUCUGGAGGAUCCAUCAUUCACUCCCUCAACCUCCAUAUGCAGGAAUUUGUCAAACAGCUAGGUUUAAAGUAUCGCCGCAGUGUGGCGGGAAAGACGGCGGUAUUUAACGGCGAGGAGAUGAUCCUGGAGGAGACAGAUUGGUACCUGCUGGACCUGUUCCGGCUGUGGUGGCGCUAUGGCAUCAGUUUCAUACGCCUUCAGAUGUGGGUGGAGGAAAUAAUGGAGAAAUUUAUGAGGAUCUACAAGUACCAGGCCCACGGGUACGCCUUCAGCUCGGUGGAGGAACUACUGGACUCCCUCGGGGGGAGUGGCUUUAUCAACAUGACCCGGAGACCGCUCUCUGAUUCUCUGCUGGAGCUGGGUGUGUCGCAGCGCUUCAUCGACGAGGUCAUCGAGCCCGUCAUGAGGGUCAACUACGGACAGAACGUCAGCAUUCCCGCCUUUGUAGGCGCUGUGUCUCUAGCUGGUGCCCAGAACAACCUGUGGGCGGUGGAAGGAGGCAACAAGCUGGUGUGUUCUGGCCUGCUUAAGUUGGCCAACGCUAACCUGCUGCAAGCACAAGUCAACUCCAUCUUACCCCUCUACUCAGGAGAGGCUCCUCAGUACCAGCUGAGCUUCACCACAGCAUCAGAGACGAGGUCAGAGCUGUACGACAUCGUGGUGUUGGCGACACCGCUGCAGGCCAGCGUCAGAUCCGGAGUCCAGUUCCAGGGUUUCACCCCUCCCUUUGACGAGCUCCCCGGCAACUACCACAGCACUGUAGCAACCAUCGUCCAUGGUUACCUAAACACUUCUUUCUUUGGUUUCCCGGACCCUCGCCUCUUCCCCUUCGCCAGCGUCUUGACAACUGAGACGCUGGAUGUUUUUUUCAACAGCGUUGGAAGUGUUUGUCCCGUCAACAUCUCGACAGGCUUCAGGCGUAAACAGCCACAGGAGGCCGGAGUCUAUAAAGUGUUUUCGCCACAACCUCUGGACAAGGCUCAGCUGAAAACCUUGUUCAGGUCGUACUACUCUGUGCAGGUGACCGAGUGGCAGGCCUACCCUUGUUAUGGCAGCAGCCAGGGACUCCCAGCUGUGGAGCUCCAUCCAAAUCUCUACUACCUCAAUGGCAUUGAGUUGGCCGGCAGCGCCAUGGAGAUGAGCUCAGUUGCAGCCAAGAACAUCGCCCUGCUGGCAUACCACCGCUGGAACAGACAGACGGACAUGGUGGACCAGAAAGACCUGAUGCACAGGAUCAAGACUGAACUAUGACCGGGUAAACUGGAAGCAUUGUAGCAUCACAAAGCUGAUGUGCCCAGAAAAUGUCUGUAUUAAGGUACAACAUUUUACAUUUUGAAUUGUGAUACGUCUCCAGUAGCAAAAUGGAUUUAGAGACACUUCCAAGUUAUUUAUUACUGAACACAUCUAGUACACUGAAUAUACUGUAUGAUAUAAGUUGAUCAUAAUGCUGCACUGCCUUAUCUUAAAUAAACGUAACCAUGCAACAAAGAAGCUAGUAAAAUAAAAUCAAUGUGCGCAUGUGCGAUAUUCACACUGCAGGAUGUGCAAUGUCAACUAAAGCAAAUGAACUCCAACAUGUCAUGCUAACAUUUGUUUUCAGUUUAAAAUCAAAGGAAAACAUUGACUGGAGAAGUCUGUCUGAUAUAACAUCAUUUACUCUGAUAAUAUUGAGCGACAUGACCUGACUACAACCUGAAAUAAUUGAUGUCAAAGGCAAUGCAACUUUGGUAGUAUGGAAAUAAUCUGGCUUCAAAAAGGAUGAUUUUGAACAAAAACGGGUACUUUGUUGUCAUCUGGUUAAAAAAUCCUCUAUUUUCUCUUUAUGAUAUUGCAGAAAAGGCAUCAUUUUUUUCUCCAAUCGUGUACAGCCCGUUAUAAAGGUCAAAUCAGGUCUAGUAUUCUAAUCACAUCACAACUAUUUUGCUGAUUGCGUCAUCCUCUUUGCCAAAGAGACUUUGCAGACAUUUUUCCGUAUUGGUGGAGGAUUGAUUGCUUAUUGGCAGUCACUUCCUAAAAUUCUACUGCAGGAUGCUUUUCUUUGCCAAGUCAUAUAGAAACAAAGCAAACGUUGAAAACACCAGCUAAUAUUUACCUCUGUGGGACUGUUGGGAAGGUUAUUUCACUGUCUUGUGGCACAAAAACCAGCCCUAUGACUGCAUACAUUGAAGGACUGUUUGUGAUCUAGUCAUGUCAGUAUGAUGUUGGUAAAUUAUUAAAAUUAUGAUUUGGUGACUCAUGGUAGUGGCCACUAUGCUCUAUUGUGUCUUUCAUCAGACGAUUUCAUUAUCUCCACUUCCUGCUGCUUUUGUUGCGUAAUCCAGCGGAAAUAUUUUUUUCGGGAACAGAGCCAACAAGCUUUCGCACUGGACCAGAUGAAAGCACAGGACGGAUCUGUGGACCUUCUGGCUGAUGACAUUUUUAAGAAACCAUUCUCUCUUUCCCUAAAGCUUUAUUGAGAUUCUGCAUUUAUAAUAAAUGCUGUUAUCUUUGAAAAACUGAUGAGUCAUGAAGUUGGACAUUUGCUUUUGGAAAUGCUGAAAAAGAUUGGUGUGGUGAUGAGAGAACGCUGACUGUUGAUUUUGGACAGUAGUAGAUUUCUGGACUCAAUUCAACUCUGGUCAACUGAACAUCUUGUGACUGCAAAGGGCUGCAGUUGAAAGAAAAUGUGAUUGUGUCCUGUGAUUAGAAAAACAACACAACCUUUUAACCUGGAGGAAUUCAAAAUGCCAGAGAAAUGUUGGUGGAGCUGAACGGAGGAUUGUUUCAUCUUUUUCAAAAUGACUUGUCUUUAUAAGUAUCAGCUUCUGUUCAUAGAAGAGUCAGAAAUGUCUGGUAGAAGUACCUUUUUAUGAUAUGCUGUAAAAAUAAACAGGCUGCGCGUAUAAUGAAACCAUCUUUUGGAUUGACAAAACAAUUUUAAUCAGAGGUCAACUCAUUAUAUUUCAAGUUUCAAGGUUUUAUUGGUCAUAUGCACAGCACAUACAACGUAUAUGUUGGCAAUGAAGAUCUUAUGUCAUAUAUAUCAACAGCAUCUUCAGGAACUUACAAACUAAGUGGUCUCUAAGUGGUGUUUCUGGAGGUUGUGAUGAUAGAAAUUUAAGAAACCUUGGUUUGAGAUUAUUUUGUCAAAAAACACAAACGACUGUUCACAUUUAAAUCCUGCUUCUCUUUGAGCGUAGCUUUCUGCUCAAUGCUGCACAUAUCAACACAUUUCAUCUCCCUGAUAAACAAAAUCAUGCAGUUGUGAUAAUGAAUAAUGUGCACUCUUCUGACUGUUGAUACAAUUAAAGUAUUGGACCUUAAA